ACAACUGUCAAAGUGUCAACUGGUAAAGAAGCAUGUUGCACAUGAACGUACACAAAUAGUUUAAAAAUAUUUAUCAUUUAAUCAAUAAAUAGUGAUAUAAUAAAAAUAAUUAACUUUUUAAAGUCUCAUCUAUAUAUAAUCAAUCAAAAUGGCUCGUGGAAAAGACAAGAAGAAGCGUAAGUUGGAGAAGAAGCAAGAAGGUGAUGAUGUGCCCAAGAAGGUCCCGCACACGCUGGAAUCUCUCCGCGAGAAAGAUGAGACGAUGCUCGCUAAUGUUGACGAAGAAGAGAAAUUGGAGGCACAAAAGGAUAUGGAAUUAGAUGAGUUAUCAUCAUACUACGAGAAUUCAUAUGAACCAAAAGUACUGAUCACAUACUCAGACAACCCGCACAACAAAACUAGAAUAUUUGGCAAAGAGUUGUGUAGAAUUAUACCUAACUCCAUAUCUAGGUACAGACAAAGAUCUUCAGUAAAGCGUAUAGUCCAGUCAGCAAUUCGUGAGAGCGUAACAGAUGUGAUAAUAGUGAAUGAAAAUCAGAAGCAGCCCAAUGGUUUCCUGCUGAUCCACCUGCCUAAUGGACCAACUGCUCACUUCCGACUCUCCAGCUGCAAGAUCACACCUGAGCUUAGAAAAGAUUAUAAAGAAAUUACGAACCACAGGCCUGAGGUGAUUCUGAAUAACUUCAGCACGCGGCUUGGUCUGACGGUGGGUCGCAUGCUGGGCGCGCUGUUCCACUACGAGCCCCAGUUCCGCGGCCGACGAGCCGUCACCUUCCACAACCAACGAGACUACAUAUUCUUCAGGCAUCAUAGAUACGAGUUCACAUCGGACGGCAGACGUGCCAAAUUGCGUGAAUUAGGACCUCGCUUCACACUGAAGCUGAUCUCCCUGCAGCAAGGAACCUUCGACUCCAAGCGUGGCGACUACGAGUGGAUCAUUGCGGGCAGGCGACACCAAAUGGAAACGUCCAGAAGAAAGUUCUUCUUAUAAUGUUAUCUUGUUAUGUCAUAAAUGUAAAACGAAUAAAGUAUUUUGUAAGAGCAA
This is a messenger RNA of Spodoptera frugiperda (fall armyworm), 1045 nucleotides long. Its product is annotated as probable ribosome production factor 1. The record is from RefSeq and is a predicted model, not a curated record. The transcript has 6 exons. Gene Ontology annotation, biological process: maturation of 5.8S rRNA; maturation of LSU-rRNA. Gene Ontology annotation, cellular component: preribosome, large subunit precursor; nucleolus. Bases 149 to 991 code for a protein of 280 amino acids. NCBI's taxonomy places the organism in Eukaryota, Metazoa, Arthropoda, Insecta, Lepidoptera, Noctuidae. Gene Ontology annotation, molecular function: rRNA primary transcript binding.